ACACUAAAAAAAAAAAGCCCUCUUUUUCAUCAUACUGUUGCUCACUAAAUCUCCACUAUGGCAGGGGAAACCACCAAGGACCACCCAUCCGCUUCCCUUUCACUCGCCGGCAAGGUGGCGAUAGUCACCGGCGGUUCCCGGGGAAUCGGCCGUGCUAUUGCCGUCCACCUCAGGUCACUUGGUGCAAGAAUUGUGAUCAAUUAUGCUUCCAACUCCACCCAAGCUGAUCUCUUAGCAUCGGAGCUCAACUCCUCCGGCGAGGCCUCUUCUCAUCCCGUAGCAAUCGCCAUUCAAGCUAAUGUCUCCGACCCAGAUCACGUCAAGUCCCUAUUCGAUCGAGCCGAGGAAGAAUUUAAAUCCCAAGUUCAUAUCCUCGUGAAUUGUGCCGGAGUUCUCGAUCCCAAAUACCCAUCAAUAGCCAACACCGCCGUUGAAGAUUGGGACAGUACCUUCUCCGUCAACACCAGAGGAGCGUUCCUGUGCUGCAGAGAGGCGGCGAAUCGGGUGGCGCACGGCGGCGGAGGAAGGAUUAUUCUGAUAACAACAUCGGUUGUUGGGUCAUUGUUACCUGGGUAUGGGGCUUACGCAGCCUCGAAAGCGGCGGUGGAGACGAUGGUGAAGAUUGUAGCAAAAGAGUUGAAGGGUACUGGGAUUACGGCGAAUUGUGUUGCUCCGGGGCCGGUGGCGACGGAGCUGUUCUUCGCCGGCAAGACGGAGGAGAUGGUUAAGAGGUUGGUGGAGGCUUGUCCUCUGGGGAGAUUGGGGGAGCCGGAGGAUAUUGCUCAGGUCGUUGGAUUUUUGGCUAGUGAUGCUGGUGAGUGGGUCAAUGGGCAGAUCAUUCGUGUCAAUGGUGGAUUUGUUGUUUAGAUUGUUCUUCUCUGUGUUGCUUUAAAGUGUUCUUACAUGAAUGCAAUGAUAUCAACACUAAUGCACCAAAUCCUAAACUUCGUUUUUAGUACUAGAACGAGUGAUCUUAAGAAGUACAUGUGUUGUACCCUUUUCUGUUUGUCAUUAUAUUUGAUUUUUAUUUUUUUACUUGUGUUAUUUUAGUUUCUUAAAAUUUUAAGGAUUAAUUGUAUUGAGG
Messenger RNA from Ilex paraguariensis (yerba mate), 1084 nucleotides. Lineage: Eukaryota; Viridiplantae; Streptophyta; Magnoliopsida; Aquifoliales; Aquifoliaceae. The record is from the annotation of a GenBank genome assembly.